Molecule: messenger RNA, 1621 nt
Organism: Cheilinus undulatus (humphead wrasse)
Lineage: Eukaryota; Metazoa; Chordata; Actinopteri; Labriformes; Labridae
Gene: snx4
Product: sorting nexin 4
Exons: 14
Coding region: 51-1367 (438 amino acids)
Biological process (GO): protein transport
Molecular function (GO): phosphatidylinositol binding
Source: RefSeq, a predicted model, not a curated record
ACGGUCCCUCCAGCCAGCUCAGCUGACAACAGCAGCGCCUCGGUAGGCAGAUGAUGAUGGCAGACUCUGGGAGCAGCGAGGAAGUGGCCGUUAUCGGAAACACCGACAUCACAUCAGCGGAGUCCGAGAACAACCUGAUAAACACGAUGGUGGAAAGAGGGACGGCGCUGUUAAGAAAAAUGGAGAUUAACGUGGCUGAGGCUGAGAAGAGAACCGGCAAAAACACAGUUAACAUGCAGGAAACGUAUACAGUCUAUCUCAUAGAAACACGCCCAGCUGACUCUGUCCCAGAAGGCGGUACGCCUGCAGCGCCUGACACUCUGUGGAGACGUUACAGUGAGUUUGAGCUGCUCAGAACAUUUCUCCUGGUCACCUACCCUUACGUCAUCAUCCCUCCAUUACCAGAGAAAAGGGCAGAGUUUGUGUGGCACAAGCUGUCAGCGGACAACUUGGACCCAGACUUUGUUGAGCGGCGGAGAGUUGGUCUGGAAAACUUCUUGCUGCGGGUUGCAUCACAUCCUGUCCUUUCCAACGACAAAAUCUUCUUCCUCUUUCUGACAGAGGAGAAGGGAUGGAGGGAGGCAGUUUUGGAGACGGGCUUUCAAGACAAGGCUGACUCCAGAUUAAAGUCUCUGAGUGCCAUGUUUAGAGUCAAGAACCCGGACAAACGAUUCACAGCUCUGAAACAGUACAGUGAUGAACUCAACACGGUCGUCUCUCAGUUACUCCGAGUGAGAGCUAGAGUAGCAGACAGACUGUAUGGAGUUUACAAGGUCCAUGGUAACUACGGCAGGGUCUUCAGUGAGUGGAGCGCGAUAGAAAAGGAGAUGGGAGAUGGACUACAGAGUGCGGGCCACCACAUGGACACGUACGCUGCAUCAAUAGACGACAUUUUAGAGGAAGAAGAGCAUUAUGCAGACCAGCUGAAAGAAUACCUCUUCUACACUGAUGCUGUCAGGUCAGUUUGCAGGAAACACGAGUUGAUCCAGUACGAGUUGGAGAUGGUCGCUCAGGAUCUCGCCAACAAGAAACAGCAGAAAGAAGAGCUGGCUACAGGGACGGUGCGCGUGUUCUCGCUGAAGGGGAUGACCAGUAAGCUGUUUGGUCAGGAGAGCCCCGAGCAGAGGGAGAGCAGGCUGGCAGCUUUGGAGCAGAGUAUUCAGGAGGGAGAGCAAACACUGAAGGAGAAGAAUAAAGAGUGCCAAGAGUUUGUGCGCACAGCCUGGGAAGACAUCGAGCGCUUCAAGGAGCAGAAGGACAAUGAUCUGCGUGAAGCUCUGAUCAGCUAUGCCAUUAUGCAGAUCAGCAUGUGUAAGAAGGGAAUCCAGGUGUGGUCCAACGCCAAGGAGUGUUUCAACAAAAUGUGAGCCACCUUCCAGCCAAUCACUGUCCUGCACCAAAGCAAUAAACAUCCAGAUUGUUGAGAGAGGGACCUGCAGAGAAAGCCCUCACAGGAUUAACACUACCUGGACAGACUUUCACCUUUCUCUCCCAACAUGCACACACACAUGCAAUAAAAUCCAAAAACAACAGCGACAUUCCUUUAAAAUUCCAGUAUGGAAAUAUUUUCCCGUGCCUCUCUGCUCAUGCAGACUUAACUAGUAAAGAUGAUCCUAAUCAA